AUGCCUUGUCGCAAUGAGAAUGAAAUCACCCAAGAGCAUAAUGCAACUUCGGUCCUUUCGAAGGAUAUGCCGCCUUUUCCUCCCAAUUUCGUACCCGUCUUUAUUCGAAAUCAAUUUCGAACGAAUCUUGAACUCCCCAACCGAAAUACCUUCCCUAGCGCUGAGGGCAAAUGUGCUGUCAUUACAGGGGCCAACACCGGGCUUGGAUUUGAGUCAGCUAGGCAACUGUUGUCGCUUGGCCUAUCGCAUCUAGUCAUUGCAGUGCGGUCUCUCGAAAAAGGCACUGAGGCAGCUGCCAAACUCCAGGCCAGCUCUUCUGCAAAAGUUGAUGUCUGGCAACUGGAUAUGGAGUCAUACCAAUCCAUUGAGACCUUUGUCUCCAGAUGCCAACAGGAUCUAGCAAAGAUCGAUUUCGUCAUCCUGAAUGCCGGCAUCAGCCCGAUAUACUUCACUACCGCGGCCACCGGUCACGAAAAAGCGAUCCAGGUGAAUCAUUUCAGCACGGUGCUACUGGCGGUGCUUUUACUUCCGGUUUUGAAAGGCAAAUCGAUCGACGGGAACACGCCGCGCCUCACUGUUGUUAACUCCGUCAUGGCGCAUCUGUGCUCGUUUCCAUCCCGGAACAUGCGGCCGCUGCUGUCAUCUCUUGACGACACAGACAUCACUCCGUGGAAUCCAAUGGAUCGAUAUGGUGUUUCAAAGCUUUUGUGUCAAUUAUUCAUCGUUCAGCUUGCAGAAAGAGUCAGCCCUGAUGAUGUUAUCAUCAGCAUGGUGGAACCAGGACUAACCAAGGGCACUAGCCUCGCACGGGACGCAAGCGGCCUUAUGAGAAUUGGCGUGAAGAUUUUCAACGGUAUUGCUGGUAGACCCGUGGAGAAAGGUGCGGCUACCUAUGUUGAUGCUAUCCUUCGACACGGCAAAGGUUCUCACGGUUGCUUUAUUAUGAACUUCCAAAAUGCGCCACUUGCCGGUCUGUUUUAUAGCGAAGGGGAGGUAUUGAUGGACCAAGUUUGGGAAGAGACCCUGCAAGAGCUCGAGUUUGCUGGUAUUGAGCGAAUCCUUGCGUCAAUGGACCGGUUCUCAGGAAGUCAAAUUUGA
This is a messenger RNA of Penicillium odoratum, 1098 nucleotides long. RefSeq lists its product as uncharacterized. The record is from RefSeq and is a predicted model, not a curated record. The transcript has 2 exons. The coding region runs from base 1 to 1098 and encodes 365 amino acids. Lineage: Eukaryota; Fungi; Ascomycota; Eurotiomycetes; Eurotiales; Aspergillaceae.